UGGAGUAUUAACUCAUUAACCUACCCUUACCUCGCUAAGGUUGCUAAGGAUAUCCUUACUGUGCCUAUCGCUCAGGUUGGUGUAGAGCGAGUUUUUAAUAUUGCAAAGGAUACUAUUGGGGAUCAGAGACAUCGUCUUAACGCCCAAAUAAUCCGUCAGAUACUA
This is a messenger RNA of Bipolaris oryzae ATCC 44560, 165 nucleotides long. RefSeq lists its product as uncharacterized. NCBI's taxonomy places the organism in Eukaryota, Fungi, Ascomycota, Dothideomycetes, Pleosporales, Pleosporaceae. The transcript has a single exon. The annotation marks the transcript as partial. The record is from RefSeq and is a predicted model, not a curated record. Gene Ontology annotation, molecular function: protein dimerization activity.